GUUCGGAGGCGUUGUAUGUUUUGUCUCCGCCGGUGGAGCAGUCUAUCGGGAACCUUAGAGCGAAAGUAUACCUAAGUAAAUUCCUAAGUGAUAUAAUGUGAUUUUUCUCCAGUGAUAAAUUCGAGUCGGAUAUCGAGCAUUAUGUUUGUGUAGGCUUAGCGAAACCCGAUUAGCCAUAUACUGGAUCAGAAGAUUUUCACCUCCGAAUUCAAAGCGCAAGCUGAUUGAAUCACGCGAGUAAUGGCUGCUUUCAAGGUGUUAAGUGGAUUUGCGAUACUAGUUUCGCUGCUGCAGUUGUCGUUAGGUCAAGAGCUGCAUGAUCUGCUGCAGGACGGAAGUGGGCUGGGGGAUGAUGUUGUGACGCCGUCCCUAGUGGACGAUUACGUGAUCUGUCCUCCGGAUGAUGGAAGAGUUAUGAAUGUUUUGGAAAGUGACGAGAAUCGAGAUGAGACGGAUUAUUGGUACGACUAUGAUGACUUAUAUCCAGCGAGAGCAGCGGCUGAUGAUGAUCAGGCCAUUUCUAAGGAGAACGCUACAUUGAUAGAGCUGAUUGAUGACGAUCUGCUGGCAGAACCAACACAGGAAGUAAAUGAUGAGUUGAACACGGCAGAAAAUGAAACGGCAUCCGAUGUGGUUGAAGAUGAAGAAGCUAGUGGAGACGUUGAAGAUCUUGACGGAUCUAUCCAGUUGAUCAGAGCACCUGAGAUCUACAACCUUCCGGCUUCGGAGACGCUUGAUAACAAGUUUAACGCGUUCACCGAAGAACAUCCGGAGGAGAUUGUCCUGCUGUCACCAAACUAUCCAGAACCUUACCCGAAUGUAGUCAAUAGUUUUGAAGACUACGCGGUAACAGGCGGCAUCGGAGUGCAAAUUACCAUCCACGACGUCGACCUGGAUCACGAAUCGGACUUCCUCUUCUUUCGGGGAGGACCGGUCACCGAUAAGGCAGAAAACGGCCCAAUCGUGACGGGAAAGAUUACGUCACCGCUACGGUUCCUUAUUCCACACACUACGACCUUCUCCGUUCACUUUGUAUCGCAGCAUGACCCGUCGGCAAACCAAACCCACAAAGGGUUCCGCUUGACGUACGCUCCGUUCGGUACCGUUGCAUCCCCGACCACUCCGUCCACAACGGAAAUGAUCGUUCCUCGAGAGGAGCUUCAGUGGGUACGGCGGGAGGUUUCUAUCAGCCGAAACAUGAUGGUUUCGGUCGAUAUGUGGCCCAUGGUGAAAUCAGCCCUGGCGAACGCAUCCAACGCGUACGUCGAAAAACAUCAACUGAAGUACCAACCAUGUCGACCUGACGACAUUCGAAUCCUGGCCCAGAAGUGUCCAGAUACCUGGCCCGGUUACGAGGAAUGCGUAAGUCUGGAGUUCGCAGUUCCCUUACGUCCAAUCGUGGUGAUCGAGGAGGAGCCCGAAGGUCUCGCACUUGACCAUAGGGGUCCAUUGGCUCUGGCAAAAGGUUUCAUCAAGUUGACAACAACGGAAGAACCGGAGCCGGAGUACCAGCUGGCAAAGGGGAACCUAGAGCGCAUGUGGGACGAGUUUGGGGCGCUAGCUUUGUCCGAAGUGGGCAUUGAAGUGUACAAGAUGCCAGAGAAUGCUGCGGUGCUGAUGAUUUGGAUUGCCAUCAGCGUUUGCAUUUUGGCGGCGUUCAUCUUUGUGCUCUACAGCAUCUGGAAGAUUGAUUUCUUCAAGGAUUACAGAAGGAUUUCUAAACUCAGCCGAGAGCCCCCGGAUGAAGAUCGAAGUGAACUCAAGAAGAAGGAAUUUGAUAUAUCCAUGUUCCCAUCCCCACACCAGAUUGUGCCCAGCCUGUUUCCAACCGGCGAUCCAUAUGGCGACCGCGCUGCGGAGCCUCAAUAUGCCUACGACAAUUCCACCAUGAACCCAUGGGCCGAAGACGGAAACGAUCCCACCACGUUCCCGAACAACUCCUCCCACAGCUUGCAACCACCCAAGCAACAGGUGUUCGAACCACUUUCGCCACUGGAAUACUCCCCGAGCAUCGUGGACUUCAACGAAAUACCGGAAACUCGAUCGCCCAGAAGGAGCAGGAACAAUAAUCCCUUUCUACCACCACCGCCGCCGUCAGGCAGCAGCAAUGCAAGAGGUGCCGGUGGAGGAGCUGAUGGUGGUCGGUAGACUUGGUGCAGCCGGUGGCGUCCAGUGCGACGACGACAGUUCGCGGUCGUUAAAUCGUUUGGCAUGUUAAUUAAAAACGAUUUAGUUGGUGUAUUUUGAAGUUUCGGGAUUCCUGGACGAGUGCUAAACUUGUGGUUUUCUUUUAGUUAAUUUAAGAAUAUACUAAAAUCACAUUGAAUAAACAAUUUUGUGCAAUUCAGUAUCAUAA
This is a messenger RNA of Aedes albopictus (Asian tiger mosquito), 2356 nucleotides long. RefSeq lists its product as uncharacterized. NCBI's taxonomy places the organism in Eukaryota, Metazoa, Arthropoda, Insecta, Diptera, Culicidae. The transcript has 7 exons. The record is from RefSeq and is a predicted model, not a curated record. The coding region runs from base 241 to 2148 and encodes 635 amino acids.